Trachymyrmex cornetzi is the source of this 3942-nucleotide messenger RNA. RefSeq names its product S-adenosylmethionine synthase-like. NCBI's taxonomy places the organism in Eukaryota, Metazoa, Arthropoda, Insecta, Hymenoptera, Formicidae. The record is from RefSeq and is a predicted model, not a curated record. Gene Ontology annotation, molecular function: methionine adenosyltransferase activity; ATP binding. Gene Ontology annotation, biological process: S-adenosylmethionine biosynthetic process.
UACAAGUAAGUAUAGUAUAUAAUAUCUCUUACAAGAAAAACGCGACUCGCUCGAUUGCACUACACCGACCACGCGGACGGUAACUCGGAGCAGAGCGCGCGUAAACGCAGAGAGGCAACGACGACGACGACGACGAGGAGGAGGAGGAGAAGGCACGUGGAGAGACGUUCGCCCGCAGUGCAGACGGCCAUUCACGUUAAAAAAAACUCAACGGUGUGGGCGAUACACCCAGAACGAAUCUGAGUAACGAAUACCAGCUACAAGGCGACGCGGCGACUACGGCGGCGACGACACCGAAACGUAGAAAGAUGCCGGAGACCGCACACCAUAUGAACGGCUACGCGAAUGGCCACGCGCCGCCUGAGCUGCAGCAGGAUACCGCGUUCCUGUUCACAUCGGAGUCUGUUGGCGAGGGACACCCAGAUAAAAUGUGUGAUCAAAUAAGCGACGCCAUUUUGGAUGCACACCUGAAACAAGAUCCUGACGCUAAAGUAGCAUGCGAAACCGUAACAAAAACUGGGAUGAUAUUAUUGUGCGGAGAAAUUACAUCAAAGGCUGUAGUGGAUUAUCAGAAGAUCGUUCGUGAUACAGUAAAACACAUCGGUUACGAUGACUCUUCAAAAGGAUUCGAUUGGCGUACACUGAACCUUUUGGUGGCGAUCGAACAGCAAUCACCGAAUAUCGCGGAUGGUGUCCAUAUGGACAGACAAGAGACGGAUGUGGGUGCAGGUGAUCAGAAAUAUCUCGAAGAUGAAUUCAAAGCACUGGAAUGUGAUUCCAACAAAGUGCCGAUACUACUUAUCAUGUUUAUAGGAAGUUUUGACUACAAGCUGUGCAAUGUUCUGUUGGCACUCGACGCUCAGUCACCAAAUAUCGCGGCAGGCGUUCAUGAAAACCGUAGCGACGAGGAAGUGGGAGCAGGAGAUCAGGGUCUAAUGUUUGGAUACGCAACUGAUGAAACUGAUGAAUGUAUGCCACUGACGGUCGUGUUAGCGCAUAAAUUGAAUCAGAAAAUCGCCGAGCUAAGACGAAGUGGCGAACUAUGGUGGGCUCGUCCAGAUUCAAAAACACAGGUAACCUGUGAAUAUAUCAUGGACCAUGGAACCUGCGUACCUAUAAGAGUCCAUACUGUUGUCGUGUCACUGCAACAUAGUGAAAAAAUUAGUCUAGAUGAGCUACGUAAGGCGGUCAUGGAGAAAGUCAUCAAAGAAGUGAUUCCAGCGAGAUAUUUGGAUGAAAGAACAGUCUUCCAUGUGAAUCCUUGCGGGCUUUUCAUUAUUGGUGGACCACAGAGUGACGCUGGUCUUACUGGUCGAAAGAUCAUCGUAGAUACGUAUGGCGGUUGGGGAGCACAUGGUGGUGGUGCAUUUUCUGGUAAAGAUUUUACGAAAGUGGAUAGAUCAGCUGCAUAUGCUGCAAGAUGGGUUGCUAAAUCCUUGGUGAAGGCUGGUCUCUGCAGACGUUGUCUUGUACAGGUUUCUUAUGCUAUUGGAGUAGCGGAACCGUUGUCUAUCACAGUUUUCGAUUAUGGCACAUCCACGCGUUCACAAAACGAACUCUUAGACAUAGUGCACAAGAACUUCGAUUUGCGACCCGGAAAAAUCGUUAAAGAGUUGAACCUUCGCAACCCUAUUUAUCAACAAACCAGUACAUAUGGUCAUUUUGGACGAGACGGUUUCACAUGGGAGCAACCAAAAAAGCUGGUCUUUGAUUGAUGAGAGGAUGGAUUUUAAAUUGGUUUUGGCGUUUUUCGGUUUUAGAUAUUUGAUAGAAUCUGUUUCUCGUUCUCUAAUUCUAUCUCCCUCUCUAUCUUUUUCUCGGAGAAAAAAAAUCGUAUUUCAAGUAAAAGAAAAGAAUUUCGUCCGCGAUAUACUUCGAUCUCCGUGCCGCAGCCAUUAUCGAGGCCAUCGAUUACGCCAAUACUUAGCAAUAGAGAGGACUAGGUAUGGGCAAUUCUCUUUCUAGUUCUUUUUGCCAUGGAAUACCGCAUUAUAUAUGUGACGACAGGCAUAGUACAAAUAUCGUUUAUAAUCCAGUAUAUUACAUCCAAUCCAAUACAUUACAUCGCAUUAUGAAAAAAGCGUUACGAAAAGAGCGAACUAAGCCUAUAUUAUGAAGCGCAUUUUCAUGUUUAGAUGUUUAAAAACUUCUUUCUUAAACUGAUGUGAGUGAUUUACAAGAAAACACAGGGAAGUGUCCCCCUCUGAUUUUGACGAGUUUUAAUUUGUGUAAUCCAGACUAAAAUAAAAGACGUUUUUUUUUAUACAUGAUUAUACUCAUUUUUAUGUAAUGAAAUGCUUCUUUUUUUUUUAAGUAGAUCAAUUUCUUUCAAAGCGAAUAUCGUCAAAACUGUUAAAAAUUUGCUUACCAUUAUAAAAUAUUGCAGAUCAUUCACAUACAAUUUUCAUCAAAAAAUUUUUUUAAUCUUUUAUAGAGCUGAUUUGUCAUCCUCUAAAAGGAAAGUGUUUCAUCCCCCAAAAGUGCAUAUUGUCAUAUAAAAAAAAUAUGUUUUUUAUUUUAGUCUAAACUAUGGCUGCGAUCCACUUAGCACUUCAAACGCUACAGAGCAUUUGUAGCACUGACAUGGCUGGUCUAUUUGAUGCUUCAGAAUGCUCCCAGCAACUCUGAUUACGUCAUCAAUACGUCAUCGUUUUUGCUCCCACUUCGCUCCAACUGCCUCACCUCGGAAGGUAGGUUGGCUGGAGCAUUCACGUAGCAAUUGUAGCAUUCGAAAUAAUAAUGGACCAAUCGGAGCGUAGCGUUUGGAGCGUAACGUUCAGAGCAUUUGGAAGAAGCAAGUGGACCGCAGCCUAUAACGUAUUAAAAACUGAUUAAAAUCGGAAGAGAUAGAUACUUUUCUGUGUUUUCUUGUCAGUCUGGUAACAGCAAAUUACAUGCUGAUGCUAUUUACUUGCAAAUAAGUAAGAAGAAAAAAAACUUGUAGUAGAUAAAAUUUUCAUCUUAAAAAAAAAUGUAUAAACAAGCGCAUAUCGAUACGUGUUUUCAGAUUCGAGAAUGUAACUGCAGAUCUUAUAGAUUUUUAGCUGUAUUAGUCCCUCGCACGUACAUGAAAGUUCGAUGCUCCGAUUUGAUUAGUUAAUGUUCAUUUUUACCAGUGUAAGUUAAAGUUAAUUUAUAUUGAUAGAAAUAGACAUAAACGAGCUAAUUUUUUAAUCAGAAUGCAUAAAUCACAUACCGCUGAUUUACGUAAAGUAUUUUAUUUCAUUAAUGACACUAUCGAAUUACCGAUCGAUCUUUCGUGUACGUAUCUUCACUAGAAUUAUUAAUCGUUGAGGAGAAAAAAGAAGUGUAAAUUGACAGUGUAUUCUUGAUGUAUGUGUAGCAAAGAAGGAAAUGACGUUGCACGUCAUGAACGCGUCACGUUCAUGAGUUUUACGAAAGAUAGUUACAACAUAAUAUCGGAUAAAAUACAUUAUCAAUUAGAGUAGAAUCAUCAUUAAAUAUCUUAGAGUAUUUAAAAAUCAUCAGAUUAGAGUUUACAGCUUCGUAAUAAAAUUAGAUUUCACAUCAUUUUAUAGUAUAGGUACACGCGAAUAUUCGUAACUAUGCAAUGUAUUUAAUAACUCCAUGGAAUGUACGGUCAUUUCCCCCUUUGCUAUUGUUUUAACUAAAUAGAACAAUUGCAGCAGAUAUUAUAAAAAGAUGCGAAAUUGAAAAUCUAAUCUCGGUAGAGAUCCAGCACAGACCGUGUGACGGAGCUCGAAACUGUUGUAGAAUUUUUCAUUGUUCUUUGGUAUAUAUAUUAUCCGACAUUGUCGGAUUUUAAUAGCAGACAAAAAUUUAAAAACCCUUGUAAAAAUAUUUAAUCACCUUCUGGCAGAAUUGAUGUGUGCGAUUUGCGUGAAAACGAUAUCGGCAAUAUGUAAUAGUGCACAGAUCAUGAAAAAAAAACACAAUAAAACGGAUUUUUUAAUAAAAAAA